Limanda limanda (common dab) is the source of this 1942-nucleotide messenger RNA. RefSeq names its product deoxyhypusine hydroxylase/monooxygenase (gene dohh). Gene Ontology annotation, biological process: peptidyl-hypusine biosynthetic process. NCBI's taxonomy places the organism in Eukaryota, Metazoa, Chordata, Actinopteri, Pleuronectiformes, Pleuronectidae. The record is from RefSeq and is a predicted model, not a curated record. The transcript is spliced from 6 exons. Gene Ontology annotation, molecular function: deoxyhypusine monooxygenase activity. The coding region runs from base 121 to 1038 and encodes 305 amino acids.
CGGGACGCGUGCAGCAGCAUCAAUAGUAGUCGGUAUCCAGAGCUGUGUGUAUUGUCUCUGAAGAUCUUAACACUUCUGCUCCGUCCACCCUGCUGGUGUUUGGGAAUCACGUUGUGUAGUAUGGCCAGUGAGGAUAAAGUGGAAGCAGUGGGACAGGUUCUGGUGAACCCAAAACAGGACCUGACCCGGCGCUUCAGAGCCUUAUUUACCCUGAGGAACCUUGGAGGUACUGAAGCUAUAAACUGGAUCAGUAAGGCCUUCUCUGAUGAGUCUGCCCUGCUGAAGCAUGAGUUGGCCUACUGCCUGGGACAGAUGCAGGACAGACAGGCCAUACCUGCUUUGACAGCUGUUCUCAAAGAUGCACAGCAGGAGCCGAUGGUUCGACAUGAAGCAGGAGAGGCUCUGGGAGCAAUUGGUGAUCCAGUGGUUCUGGACCUACUAAAAGAGUACAGUCAAGACCCUGUCAUUGAGGUUGCAGAGACGUGUCAGUUGGCUGUUCGUCGUCUGGAGUGGCUGCAGAGUAGAGGAGAGAAACAGUUAGAGGAUGGAAGUACCGAUAAUAACCCAUACUGCUCUGUUGACCCGGCGCCCCCAUCAGUGAAUAAAAGUGUGUCAGAGCUGCGCUCCGCCCUGCUGAACGAGAGUCUGCCACUCUUUGAACGCUACCGGGCUAUGUUUGCCUUGCGUAACCUGGGCAACGAGGAGGCUGUCCUGGCACUGGGAGAUGGCCUGCAGUGCUCAAGUGCUCUGUUCCGUCAUGAGAUCGGUUACGUCCUGGGUCAGAUGCAGCACCCGGCAUCGGUUCCGGCGCUGAGUGCAGCCCUGGAGUCUGCCGGUGAGAACCCCAUGGUCCGGCACGAGGCGGCAGAGGCCCUUGGCUCCAUCGGCAAAGAGGACUGUCUGGCUGUGCUGCAGCGCUAUCGCAAAGACAGUGAGCGUGUUGUCAAGGAGAGUUGUGAGGUUGCGCUUGAUAUGCUGGAGUACGAGAACAGUGACCAGUUUCAGUAUGCAGAUGAACUGGUGAGGUUACAGGGAUAAAUUAAUGGUUAAAGGCCAGUGUCAUAACUGAAGGGGCUUUCACCCUAAUCCAUUCUGUAUAUUUAACAGAGAGACCUGGAUUAGGGGCUGCAUCUGUAAAACUCUUGGAUUCUGGGAGAUGAGACUUUACAGCGUGAAAUAUACUCUUCACAUAAAAUCAAAAAUUAAAGUUCAAGAGAUUAAUCACAUAUGAUUAGUGAGCUCUUGUAUGUGCUGAUGGUGUUACUAGGCACGCGAGAAGUGUUUUGUAUUGUUUGCCUCCACACAAUAUGCUUCUUAUGACUAUCAUGUACAGUUUUUAUGGAAGCUACAAAACCGCAGAAGUUUGAAGGCUUAAAAGACUGAUGUGUCAACUUCAACUGAUGUGCUUUUUUAUCUAUCUGGGAGUUGUAUUUUGUAUGGUUCUAGGUUGCACCAUUGUAUGAUCAGGCCAGAUGUCAGUUCAUUCUGCUGCAACUAAUGAAGACGAGCCAAAGACUAAUCUGCUUCUCUGGAUUUGGGAAAAUACACAGCCACCAUCAUAGGAAGAGUUCAUUCUCAACUGUAUUCUUCUGAAGAGGUUGUCAUCUCUAAUGCUCUUCUGGCUGCUUUGUUACGAGAUUACUGUGGAACACAGGUUGUCAAUUUAAUUUGUAUUUCUUAUAAUUUACAGUCAGGUGUGUAUUGUAUGUAAAUUCAAAUUAUUCUGUGACCUUUUUUUAACCUGAAGAUAAACAUUCAUUCAUGUCACAGUUGAUAUUUAUGUACGUAUACUUUGAGAGUGACCUAAACAGACAGAGGGUCCCGCACUCCCUAAUCAGCCCAGCAUGGGAAUAAAUUAGUGUUGACAAAGGUAAUGUUCUCUGACAUAGUAUAAUAAUAUGCCAUGAAAUCAUAAUACCCAUUAAAGAUGCAACAUAAAGAA